CAGGGAGGAUUCACAUAGGUGGAGCGCGGCCUGCUAGUCACGUGUUCGGCGUGAGGUUGCUCGGGGCGUGGGUGUGGCGUGCCGGCGCGCAGGCCCUCCCUGACUGACGCAGGCGCAGAGACCGCUGCGCGGGGCUGGGGGCGGAUCUGGCCUGGCGAGGGCCUCGGGCCUGGGCCGUGGGCGAGCCGGGGAGAGGCCCCGAGGUGUGGGAGUCCGUCCCGAGGAGGCAGUGGCGGCUCCUGGACGCUCCUUCCCAUUUUCUUUCCUCCCCCCCCCCCAGUCUUCUCAGUGUGAUUUUCUUGGUUCGACAUUUGUGAAUUCUGCUCGCUAGAAUUUAUUUAUAACUCCAAGGUAAUUACCUGCAGAACCUGUGCAUUCGUUCAUGGACACACGCACUGUGGCGAAAGAUAGGAGUCUCCUGAUGCGCGUGCUCCAAGCUGAGGUCAAGCAAGGUGAUGCUGUCUGCCUUCUGGUUUCAGCUCAAAUACGGCCAACAAGUGUCCUUCUCCCAUUCUAUUUAGUGCCACAUUUUUCACAUUUCUGUGCCUCUAGUUAGUGAUUUUGAUGUUUACAAUGGCCCCCAGAGGGCUGAAGUGUGCUUAGUGUUCCUAAGGCAAUAAGGCUAUGAUGCACCUAACAGAUAAAAUGUGCGUUAGAUAGGCUUCAUUCAGGCAUAAGUUAGAGUACUAUUGGCUGUUCAAUGGUAUUGAAUCAAGCAUAUAUAUGUACAAAUUACAUAUUAAAAAUAUAAAAAAUAUAUAAAAUGUCAAAAAAUAUAUAAAAUGUCUUUAAACAGAGACAUAAAACAAGGUUAUAUAUUGAUCAGUUGGCAAAAAGGUGACUAGAGGCUCACAGGAACCUAACCCUGUAUUUCCCCUAGGAGCAAUGAGAAUAUUCAAAAUAUUCACUAAUUUAGUACUCAUGGUGACUUUAUAGAAUAUAACUACCAUGAAUAAGAAGAAUUGACUAUAUUACUCUUAAGUAAACCUAAUUUCCAGAUGGAAGUUACAUAGUGUGGGUAUUAUUCCAUCUUGUCUUUUGGUUUGCUUACAAUGGAUGUUGAAGCCCUAAAAUUAAUUUGAGGCUAAAAUGUUAUAAAACAAAAUUCAGUACGUUACUUAAAAUAGAAUUCAUCUUCUUUAUUUUUCUUUAACAGUGAUACUAUUUGUUUACAUAUUAUAGCCCUUAACAACUCCCUUCUGCUAUUUCUCAGGAAGCUUUUUAUUGGUAAAUAAUACUGAUACAGAAUUAAAUUGAACUGUCAUAAUUUUCUAUUUUUAAUUCAUAUAAAGUAAAGGAAAACUCAGGUUACAAAAGAUAAGGUGAAUGAUGCAUAAUGUUUGUGUUACAGUCUUUUACUUUUAAUAGUUGAUGGUGAGCAUUGUAGUAACCAACACAAAGUGGAGAAGAUCAGUUAAAAGAUUUAAUGUUCAUAAAAACAAACCAGCUACUCAGGUAAUAUUAGAAUGAUUGCUAAUACAGACAUCAUAAAAUUACACAUUGGGAAGUAAAAAAAAGAACACACACUGUGAUGUUAUAAGCCAAAGCCUCCUGAAUAGGAGGUUAAUCAGGUUAUUUUAUAAAGUGCCUUCAAAAUACCUAGUGUUCUCUCCUCCAGGAAAAAUAACUAGUGUUAAAGUACUUGACUAGAAUACAGUUCAAUAAAAGAGAUUGCUGAAAUGGCUCAAGUGUACCGUUCUCUGGUCCUUGGUUUACUACAGGAAGAGAAUUAGACUGCAUAGCAAAACAGUUCUUGAUACAUGGAUAAGUACCAUUAUUUUCUCUGAAGGUUUAUAAACUAACCAGACCGUAAAAAAAUAUACUUAGCCUUGAGUCUAGGUAUUCUGAUUCAAAUUAAAUGAUUUUGGUCCACUGUUUCUGCAUGACAGUAAUUAAUAUUACCAUAUAUGAGAAUAUUCUUAUGUGCCAGCCAUUGUGAUAUGUGCUUUGAAUUUAUUAUAAGCUCAGUUAAGUAGCCAAGAGGUACCUGUAUGUAGCCGACACUGUAUUUGCACUUUUUACCGUAGGUUAUCAUUACGUACAAAUCAUGUAGUGAUUCAGAUGGAUAAAACAACCUACAAGAGAAAUUCAGACACUCAUUUUAUAGCUUUAGGCCACAGAUUUAAAUUUUUCUGUCAUCACUAAACAGUUAAAAAAUGAAAAUUUUAGGUGUCAUUGUGAAAGGUUGUACAUUUGUUAUUAUUUGGUAAUAUUGCUCUUUCAUAUUGCUUGGUGGAAAAAAUUCCUUCAGUACGGUUUAAUAAAAUUUCUUUUGUAAGACACAGAUAUUGAAAAAAAGUAUCUUAAUCUUUUAAUAAUAGAUUUGGGGAAACGGGAAAGGGGUCAAUUGAUUAUUUGUCUAUACUUUAAAAUUUUUAGGUAGAUAUUUUAAUAAUAGACCAGUCUAUCUGUGGAAUUUUAUAAUAUUAUAUGCAGUGAUGAUUAACUUGAAAAUUUUUCUAUUAUAGACUCCGUUUUUUUGCUAAGAUUGACUUUGCCUCAGCAUCAACAAACUCUUCAUCUAAGAUUGGUUCCUGUGUGUCAUAUAUUUACAAGUCAGUGGAAAUUACAAGUCAGCACAUACAAGCUGAAAAGCCAAAUAAGGAAAUGUAAUCCUUCUCUUGACAGUUCUAAUUUAACUUGUAAGUUAAAUUCGGUGUUAGUUUAAAGUGGUUUAAAUGUGUAAUUACAGAACACAGUAUUACAGAUAAUCAGAGUAGUAAAUGAUUGAAAGUUUUCAGAACAUAUUUAAACAUACCACCUAAUAUUUAAUAUGGCUUAGUUGUGGAACGUGUGAAAAGCCCCACUACAUGUCUGUAGAACUCCUGUAGUGAAUGUACAUGAACAUUGCAGCAGUUCCUAAAUUGCAUUUUGCACACGACUAAGAAUUUGACUUGUAUGGCUUACAUUCAUGUUUUAAUGGUGAGUAUAUUUCCAAAGACAGGGAUCUGACUAGCGCGGGGAAUUGCAGAGCUGCUCUGCAUGCCAGAAUAAUUAUUUUCUCUCAUCACUGGAAGCAUUCCUGAGGCUUUUUUUUUUUUUUUUUUUUUUUUUUUUUUUUUUGCUAUCACUGUAGAGUCUGGAAUUUGAGUUAAGUCUCUCCACUGAUCAUGUUUAGAGGACAGAAACAAAAGUGACAGUUUCAUGCAGAUAAGGUUAUAGAUACAUAGCCUUUGACUUUGCUGUAAAUUAUCAAUUUUUUCUUAACUAUUUGCAUAAUAUUAUACCUUUCAUUUUAGCUUUUUAAAAAUAUUAUACCUUUUCAUUUUAGCUUUUAAAGACAAAAAAAUGUCAUACCUUUGCCCUAUCAUUUGGGAAGUUAUUUAAGUGUUUUGUAAGCAAAUAUUUUAGCCUGCUUUCCUGUUGUGAGUUUUAUAAGAAACUUAUAAGUCUGUCUGCAUGUUCAUAUGACUAAAGAGAAAUAUGAAGAAUAUUACUCAGCUUUUGUGAAUUGCAAGUAAAUAGCAUUCCAAAUAAUCCUUGUUUAUAUGGGUUAUAAACCAAGAAACAAUUUUCAUUACAGGAAAAGAACUACUACUCUGAUUUUGUGUGUGUGUGUGUGUGUGUGUGUGUGUGUGUGUGUGUGUGUGUGUGUUUUAAAGCCUCUAUGGUAAGGCAUUUUCUGAAUAAAGUGUUGCUUAUAGUUACAAAUUUCUAAAGUUUUGAUGAUUUAGUCUUGAGAUCGAAAAGAUUAUUAAGAGGAUAUCUGUAAUAUUUGAGAAUUUGGGUUUAAGUACUUUUUAAAUGUCCCAUACAUUUGAAAGAUUUCUAAACAGUUUAUGUACAGUGGACAUGGUUAUUUUCAGUCCUGUUGGGACUUUAAGUCCGUUGAAAUUAGUAACCAAAUGUCUUUUUUGUUUUUAUGUUUUGAAAAGGGCUAAAGCCAGUUUUUAGGUUGACUUGGGCAGAAAAGUGAAAAGAGAAUGCUCCACUUUAACCGGUGUCCACAUCUGAAACAAAUAGCCCAGAAAUGUUUUCCUAGUGUACAUGUUAGAACGGAUAAACAUGUGCAGCUGUUUCUUUCAAGAACCUUUGCACUUGCAGAAUUCAGGAAGUCAUGGCACUCAACCCACUCUCUUGUCGGAGACAAAAAUAUUAUCCUGAUGGGACCUCCUGGUGCUGGGAAAACAACAGUAGGCAGAAUAAUAGGUCAGAAACUAGGUUGUUGUGUCAUAGAUGUGGAUGAUGAUAUCCUUGAAAAAACCUGGAAUAUGAGUGUGUCUGAAAAAUUACAGGAUGUUGGUAAUGAGCAAUUUUUAGAAGAGGAAGGAAAAGCUGUGUUAAACUUCUCUGCAUCUGGAAGUGUGAUUUCCCUUACUGGGUCCAAUCCAAUGCAUGAUGCUAGCAUGUGGCAUCUGAAGAAAAAUGGGAUAAUUGUAUACCUGGACGUACCUCUAAUAGAUCUAGUCAGUCGUUUAAAAUUCAUGAAAGUAGAUAGGAUUGUAGGUCAGAAUGCUGGCACAUCUAUGAAAGACUUACUUAAAUUUAGAAGACAGUAUUAUAAGAAAUGGUACGAUACCCGUGUUUUUUGUGAAAGUGGGGCUUCCCCAGAGGAGGUAGCUGACAAAGUGCUUAAUGCAGUUAAAAGAUACCAAGAUGUGGACUCAGAAACGUUCAUUUCAACAAGACACAAUUGGCCUAAAGACUGCGAGCAGAAGGUCUCAACAAAAUUCUUUAGUGAAGCAGUGAUUGAGGGGUUAGCUUCUGAUGGUGGACUCUUCGUUCCUGAGAAGGAGUUUCCAAAAUUAAACUGUAGGGAGUGGAAAAGCCUAGUAGGAGCAACCUACAUAGAAAGAGCACAAAUACUAUUGGAAAAGUGUAUACAUCCUGCUGACAUACCUGCUGCCAGAUUGGGAGAAAUGAUUGAAACUGCUUAUGGGGAAAACUUUGCCUGCUCAAAAAUCGCCCCUGUCAGGCACCUUUCAGGCAACCAGUUCAUCCUGGAGCUGUUUCAUGGACCAACAGGAUCAUUUAAAGAUUUGUCUUUACAGCUUCUGCCUCAUCUGUUUGCACACUGUAUUCCACCAAGCUGCAAUUAUAUGAUACUUGUAGCUACGUCAGGAGACACGGGCAGCGCAGUCUUAAAUGGUUUUAGUCGUAUUAAUAAGAAUCACAAGCAAAGAAUAGCCGUGGCCACAUUUUUCCCUGAAAAUGGAGUAAGUGAUUUUCAAAAAGCACAAAUAAUUGGCAGCCAGAAAGAAAAUGGGUGGGCAGUGGGUGUCAAGUCAGAUUUUGAUUUUUGCCAGACAGCUAUAAAAAGAAUUUUUAAAGAUUCUGACUUUACUGGCUUUCUUAUUAUGGAACAUGGAACUAUCUUAAGUUCAGCUAAUUCCAUCAACUGGGGCCGACUGCUUCCCCAAGUAGUUUAUCAUGCUUCUGCAUAUCUUGAUCUUGUUAGCCAAGGAUUUAUUUCUUUUGGAAGCCCAGUGGAUGUCUGUAUUCCCACAGGAAACUUUGGUAACAUUUUAGCAGCAGUGUAUGCCAAAAUGAUGGGAAUCCCUAUUCGAAAAUUUAUUUGUGCCUCUAAUCAGAACCAUGUUCUGACUGAUUUUAUAAAAACAGGACAUUAUGAUCUGAGGGAAAGAAAAAUAACUCCUACCUUUUCACCAUCAAUAGAUAUUCUUAAAGCUUCAAACCUGGAACGACAUUUACACAUGAUGGCUAAUAAAGAUGGAGGGUUAAUGACAAAAUUAUUUAAUCAACUAGAAGAGCAGCAGCACUUCCAGAUAGACAAGAUGCUAGUGGAGAAACUUCAGCAGGAUUUUGUAGCCGACUGGUGCUCUGAGAGAGAGUGCCUUGCAGCUAUUCAUUCCACCUACAGUACUUCAGGGUAUAUUCUGGAUCCACACACUGCGGUUGCAAAAGUGGUUGCGGACAGAAUGCAAGACAAAACUUGCCCAGUGAUUGUCGCAUCUACAGCUCAUUACUCAAAGUUUGCACCUGCUAUCAUGCAGGCUUUAAAGAUAAAAGAAAUCAACCAUACUUCAUCAAGUCAGCUUUAUUUACUGAGUUCAUACAACGCAUUACCUCCACCUCAUGAAGCUUUGUUAGAAAGAAUGAAGCAGCAAGAGAAGAUGGAGUACCAGGUCUGUGCAGCUGAUGUGGACGUCCUAAAGAAUCAUGUGGAAAAACUAAUACAAAAUCAAUUCGUAUAAAAAUGUUUUGAGUAAAAUAUUUUUUUUCUGGUGAUAAGCAUGCGAUAAUAAAUCACAAACAUUGAUUUGGA
Molecule: messenger RNA, 6226 nt
Organism: Prionailurus viverrinus (fishing cat)
Lineage: Eukaryota; Metazoa; Chordata; Mammalia; Carnivora; Felidae
Gene: THNSL1
Product: threonine synthase like 1
Exons: 2
Coding region: 3924-6155 (743 amino acids)
Cellular component (GO): cytoplasm
Source: RefSeq, a predicted model, not a curated record